Molecule: messenger RNA, 1666 nt
Organism: Trichechus manatus latirostris (Florida manatee)
Lineage: Eukaryota; Metazoa; Chordata; Mammalia; Sirenia; Trichechidae
Gene: GAL3ST4
Product: galactose-3-O-sulfotransferase 4
Exons: 3
Coding region: 165-1637 (490 amino acids)
Biological process (GO): glycolipid biosynthetic process
Cellular component (GO): membrane
Molecular function (GO): galactosylceramide sulfotransferase activity
Source: RefSeq, a predicted model, not a curated record
ACAGAGGCAAAAAUCUGCUAACUCAGGGGGCAGACUCUACCAGGGCUGUGAGCAGGCCUGGGGAAUGACCCCGAUCUCCAAAAAGCGCCUUCAGGGCUACGUGGCUACCCCAGGCUGUCUCUGCCUCGGUUCCUCGCCCUUGCCCGGUUCCUUUGUAGCAUCACAUGGGCCCCGUGUCUCCUGCCAGGACUAUGCGGCUCUGGCUCUGGGGGCCUCGGAGCCUCGGCGUGGCUCUGGGAGUCUUCAUGACCAUCGGAUUCGCCCUCCAGCUCUGGGGGGGGCCCUUCCAAAGGAGGCUACCUGGAGUUGGGCUCCAACUUCGACAACCCUGGGCCCCAUCCCGGGGUCCAAGCGUUCCAUCUUGCACACCCCGGCAGCGGCUCGUGUUCCUAAAGACGCAUAAGUCUGGGAGCAGCUCUGUGCUGAACCUGCUUCAUCGCUACGGGGACCGGCAUGGGCUGCGCUUUGCUCUCCCCACCCGCUACCAGUUUGGCUACCCGAGGCUUUUCCAGGCCUCUCGCGUCAAAAACUACCACCCCCAGGACGGACGCGCCCAGCCCCACUUCCACAUCCUCUGUCACCACAUGAGGUUCAACCUGAAAGAGGUACUUCAGGUCAUGCCUUCUGACAGCUUCUUCUUUUCCAUUGUCCGAGACCCAGCAGCUCUGGCCCACUCUGCCUUCUCCUACUACAAAUCCACCUCAUCCGCUUUCCGCAAGGCCCCCUCUUUGGCUGCCUUUUUGGCCAAUCCUCGAGCCUUCUACUGGCCUGGGGCUCGUGGGGACCACUAUGCCCGCAACUUGCUGUGGUUUGACUUUGGCCUCCCCUUUCCCCCAGAUAUGAGGACCAAGAGAGGGAAUCUUCAUCCCCUCAGAGACCCCAACCCUCCACAGCUGCAUGUCGUACCUUCUGGUGCUGGCCCUCGAGCCCAAACCCUGGAUCCCAAUGCACUCUUCCAUCCUGCUCCCACUGUUGCCAAUGGUCGCCACCAGAUGUCCAGCCCUACCUCUUCAGAUUUGGAGUCUUCGUCCUUCAUCCAGUGGGGUCUGGCCUGGCUAGACUCUGUCUUUGACCUGGUUUUGGUGGCUGAGUACUUUGAUGAGUCAUUGGUCCUUCUGGCAGAUGCCCUGUGCUGGGGUCUUGAUGAUGUGGUAGGCUUUAUGCACAAUGCCCAGGCUGGAGGUGAGCAGGGUCUCAGUGCUGCCAGGGAAGGAAGAUGGACUGAUGAGGAGCAGCAGCUGGCUGCACAAGCCCGCACCUGGAACAACCUGGACUGGGCCCUCUAUGUUCAUUUCAACCGAAGUCUGUGGACACGGAUAGAGAAAUACGGCCAGAGCCGGCUGGAGAGUGCUGUGGCGGAGCUCCGGGCUCGGCGAGAGGCCCUGGCUAAACUUUGUCUGGUGGGAGGUGAGGCUCUUGACCCCAAGUACAUCACUGACCAGAGGUUCCGCCCCUUCCAGUUUGGGUCAGCUAAGGUUUUGGGCUAUAUACUUCGGAGUGGACUGAGCCCCGAAGACCAGGAGGAGUGUGAACGCCUGGUUACCCCUGAGCUACAGUACAAGGACAAGCUGGAUGCCAAACAGUUCCCCCCACCAGUCUCGCUGCCCCUCAAGCCUUCCAGGCUACUCUCCCCAUAGGCAUCAGACUGCAGAGGCAGGCUAAAGAG